CAUUAGCAAAUAAAAAAACUGCAGCCAACUUCAUUUAUAUUGAUAAACAAAUGUUAACAUAACAUUGUAAUGUUACAACAGCAUUGCCAGGUGGAAAACAUACACAGUUGUGAAAAAGUAGUAGUUUCAAAUUACAAAGAAAAACCGUCAUUCAGUCCGACAGGAAAAAUUUUCCUAUUCACACGGUGUUUUUUUCAAAGUUAAUUGAAAUUAGAUAAAAUUUUGAAAAUUCAGUUAAAUAAAAGGAUAUGUCUUCUGCAGAAUAUAAUACAACUUAUGCAGCACCCGAUAUGUUGCAAUUGAAUAUGGACAAUAUAUCAAAAGAACUGAACGAUUUGAUUGUUACUGGCGAACAGGAGUUUGGAAUGACUCAACAAUUUCCGGCCGCCAAUGUUGCAAGUGUAAUGCAAAAUAAUUUGCAAGUUUCAGCUUAUGCCAAGCCCAAUUUUCAGCUUUAUCAGCCUUGCGCGGCAAAUGGAAUGCAAUUUUCGAAACAUAACCUCAAUUACUAUGGUACUCUACAGCAGUCAAUGACUUUUGCAAAUAAUACUUACAACAACUUUGCGGCCAGACAAACUACUUAUACACCUUCAUAUGCCUUUUUAAAAUCUGGAAAGAAUUUUGGUCAUUCCACUCUUGGGCCAUCACAGGUUCUAAAUACGAAUGUCACUGAUACUCCUACUUAUGAGUUUCAUUAUUUACGUUCUAAUGGUGAAUAUGAAAAGAAGUUUUCUACUUCGUGCAACUCCUUGGGUAGCACAGGAACUUAUCGUAAAAUACCCCGUUUUGCUCAUAAACAUUUUAAUCAAAAACUAUCAAAUGCAACCACAGAUAAUGAUCACAUUAAGCUUGACUUGUCCCUAGUAGAUUUCAAUGAAAAUUCUACUGUACGUCAUCUUUUCGAGCUUUUACGUGAUUUACAUUGUGCCUUGGCCGAAGUACCACCCUCUUCAGAGGCAAAUGAAAAUAGUCAAUAUGUUGAAACAUUUGCUUCCGCUGAUGCCAAGAAAUCCGCUAUGCCUACUACUCUAAAUGUUCAGAAUCAAGUGAAGCAAGCCUGUCGCAAAUUGUCCAUUUUCAUUUGUGACAUGCAGCGUCUUUUGGACAACAAUAAAAUGUUUGAUCAUCAAAUGCAUGCCGAAUGUGAGUUCUAUUUGAAUACAUUGCGUCAAUAUUUAAAUCAAUUGGAAUUGUUUAAAACUAUUGAAAUGGAACAUAAGAGAGGACAGUUUCUAAAGGAAAAGAUUAAAGCACACGCCGAACGUCUGUCAUUAUUAUUAGAACAUACAAAUCGUCAAAUACGUGAGGUACACAUACGUUUAGUGGCCUUUGAUUGGUAUAUUGGUGUUAAAUAUCGUGGAGAUGUGGCGUUAACAGCAACUGUAUGUCAACAAACUAAUGAGAACUUUAAAGAAAAUUCAAAAAUUGGUGUAAUUAAUGAAAUUUUACAAAUGUGCAAUACAACAACAACAAAAACAACAAACAAUUUGAAUAAUCAAAUGGAGACCACAGCAACAACAACAACAACAACAUCAUCAUCAACAAAAGCAGAAUUUUCCACUAAUAUUAUAGAAUCUUCACAGAAUAUAUUGAUUAAUAAUAACAAAGAAGAAGUGGUGAAUGUAAAAUCGCUAUUAAAGAACAAUAAUAAUAACAAUAACAAUAUUUUUAAUGUUUAUAAACCAGACCAGAUCAGAAAAGUGGCGUCAACGACUACUUUCAAUCACAAUCGUCAUCCAUUUUUUUACAUUGGUUAAAAUCUGUUGAGAUGAUGUUGAUGCAAAAUUGAUUUUAUUGCAUUUAUUGCUGAAAUAUUUGUUUAAUGUUUCGCUUUAAUUAAACAAUAAUCAUUUUAUUAUUAUUUUUG
Lucilia cuprina (Australian sheep blowfly) is the source of this 1867-nucleotide messenger RNA. RefSeq lists its product as uncharacterized. The transcript is spliced from 4 exons. Bases 249 to 1757 code for a protein of 502 amino acids. NCBI's taxonomy places the organism in Eukaryota, Metazoa, Arthropoda, Insecta, Diptera, Calliphoridae. The record is from RefSeq and is a predicted model, not a curated record.